Messenger RNA from Anthonomus grandis grandis, 9157 nucleotides. It is a transcript of the gene Dscam1, whose product is annotated as cell adhesion molecule Dscam2. The record is from RefSeq and is a predicted model, not a curated record. The coding region runs from base 229 to 6717 and encodes 2162 amino acids. NCBI's taxonomy places the organism in Eukaryota, Metazoa, Arthropoda, Insecta, Coleoptera, Curculionidae. The transcript is spliced from 34 exons. Gene Ontology annotation, molecular function: cell-cell adhesion mediator activity. Gene Ontology annotation, biological process: dendrite self-avoidance; homophilic cell-cell adhesion; axon guidance. Gene Ontology annotation, cellular component: plasma membrane; axon.
UCUUCGGCAAAGGCGUUGCAUUUUGUAUUUGGGCAUAGGCGUCCGUGUCCCGUCAGUCUGUGUCGGCUCAGUCGAUAGUCGCAUUCAAGUCGGUUUUCGGUGUCCGAUUGUCGCCGUUUUUUUCGGUAAAUAAAGUGUUUUAUGUGCAUUUUUUAGUGUUUUUCGCAACUGUAAUUGGAUUAUUCGAUAUUUUCUUAAUAAUAUCGUAAGUCGGGUAUAGUGGCCGCCAUGCUCUUUGGAGCAUUCGUGUUCGUACUGGCGGUGUGCGAGUUCGCUCGUACCGAAGACGACACCGCCGGUCCGGUUUUCCUUAAGGAACCCCCGAACCGCGUUGACUUUUCGAACACUACCGGGGCAGUGGUCGAGUGUAGUGCUAGUGGGAAUCCCCCUCCCGAUAUAAUCUGGGUUCGUUCUGAUGGUACCGCCGUAGGUGACGUACCGGGACUACGUCAAGUCCUCGCCAAUGGAAACCUCGUGUUUCCUCCCUUUAGGGCUGAGGAUUAUCGUCAAGAAGUACACGCUCAAGUCUACACCUGUUUGGCCAAGAAUAGCAUCGGUUCCAUCCAUUCCAGGGAUGUCAACGUUAGGGCCGUGGUGAAACAGUUCUAUGAAACACGUGUAACUGACGAGUUCGUACUGAAAGGAAACACCGGAAUUUUGAAGUGUAUUGUACCAAGUUUCGUGACCGAUUUUGUGCAGAUCGAAGGUUGGAUCGCUGACGACGGGAGCGACACCUAUAUAUACAAUUCCAAAGAGAAACCCAACGAAAUGGAUAGCAAGUACUUGGUCUUACCAUCUGGAGAACUUCAUAUUCGUGACGUAGGCCCUGAAGAUGGAUACAAAUCUUACCAGUGUCGUACGAAACAUCGUCUUACCGGAGAAACCCGACUUAGUGCCACUAAGGGCCGAUUGGUAAUUACUGAACCAACGAAUAAUGUACCACCCAAAAAGGACGGCGAAAAGUACGAGGGUUGGAAGGUGAUUCUGGUGCCUCAGGGCGGUACCGCUUGGCUCACUUGCCAAGUGACUGGUUACCCAGUGCCCAGAUAUUUAUGGUACAAGUUCAUGGAAGGAACUUCCCGCAAACAAGCCGUUACUCUGAACGACCGCGUUAAGCAAGUAGCAGGAACUCUGAUCAUCCGUGAAGCCAAGGUCGAAGACUCUGGAAAAUACUUGUGCGUGGUAAACAACUCAGUCGGAGGCGAAAGUGUGGAAACUGUUCUCACCGUCACCGCCCCACUAAAAGCUUCCAUCGAACCGAAAGUCCAAACCGUUGAUUUCGGAAGACCUGCCGUGUUCACUUGCAAGUUUGAAGGAAAUCCUAUUAAAACCGUCUCCUGGAUGAAGGAUGGCAGCAAAAUCGACCACACCGACGCAGUGUUGCGAAUCGAAGCGGUCCGCAAAGAAGACAAAGGAAUGUACCAAUGCUUUAUCCGGAACGACCAAGAAAGUGCCGAGGCGACUGCAGAAUUGAAACUCGGAGGUAGAUUCGAACCACCCCAGAUCCGUCACGCCUUCAACGAGGAAACCGUACAGCCCGGGAACUCAGUUUUCCUCAAAUGUAUCGCCAGCGGCAAUCCCACUCCUGAGAUCACCUGGGAACUCUAUGGCAGAAGACUAUCCAACAGCGAACGCUAUCAAAUCGGACAAUACGUCACUGUCAACGGGGAUGUAGUUUCUCAUCUGAACGUCACUGGGAUCCACACCAACGACGGUGGCUUGUACAGGUGUUCGGCCAGCUCCAAGGUUGGAAGCGCCGACCAUUCUGCCAGAAUUAACGUUUAUGGAUUACCAUUCGUGAGAUCGAUGGAGAAACAAGCCAUCGUUGCUGGAGGCACUUUGAUUGUCCAUUGUCCGUUCGCCGGACAUCCGGUUGAUACUGUCGUGUGGGAAAGAGAUGGACGUUUGCUGCCGAUCAACAGGAAGCAAAAAGUGUUUCCCAAUGGAACUUUAAUCAUCGAGAAUGUGGAAAGGGCCUCCGAUCAGGCUACGUACGUCUGCGUGGCAAAAAAUUCACAAGGAUACAGCGCCCGGGGAUCUUUGGAAGUGCAAGUGAUGGUACUGCCGCAUAUAACUCCUUUUGAGUUCGAAAACGAAGUAAAUACUGGGGACAGCGUUCAGCUGUCUUGCUAUGUCAAUAAGGGUGAUAUGCCCUUGACAUUCUCAUGGCAUUUAAAUGGACGUAACGUGGAGAAACUUCCUGAGAUCAAUGUGAGUUUAUUUGGAAAGAAAACUUCCUUGUUGAAUAUUGAUUCAGUCAAGGCGAGUCACGCGGGGAACUACACUUGCGUUGCUAGCAAUAAGGCAGGAAUUUCUAGUUUUACAGCUGAAUUAACUGUCAAGGCUUCACCACGAAUCCAUCCAUUUUCUUUUGGUGAUGAGCCCUCCUUUGAAGGUGACUCAGUAUCAGUUCAAUGUAACAUGGCAAGUGGGGACACCCCUGUAACGUUUGACUGGAUGCUCAAUGGAAGCCCCGUUAAAAAAUUCAAGGAAAUUAAUGUAGGCUCUUUUGGUGCCAAGAUAUCAUUCCUUAGUAUUGAUAGUGUCCAGCGAGAACUUAUUGGAAACUACACUUGUAUCGCCACAAAUCGAGCAGGAACUUCUAGUUAUACGGCCGAAUUAACUGUUAAGGUUCCUCCACAACUCAGUCCAUUUGAUAUAGACUCGCCAUUAAACGCUGGUGAAUACUUGCAAGUUGCUUGUACAGCAAGGGAAGGUGACCUCCCUAUAGUGCUAGAAUGGCUAAUUAAUGGCAAAAAAGUGGAUUUAUAUCCGGACACUUCGACCAUGGCAACUGGAAAACGUGGAUCCAUUUUAUCUGUAGAGUCUAUUUCGGAUAAGCAUGCGGGAAUAUUUACUUGCCAGGCCAAAAAUAAUGCUGGACAAACGGAGUAUUCGGCUGAACUAAACGUUAAUGUACCACCAAGAUGGAUCUUGGAACCUACUGAUAAAGCGUUUGCUCAAGGUUCAGACGCGGCUGUCGAAUGUAAAGCCGAUGGGUUCCCUAAGCCCGUUGUCACAUGGAAAAGGGCCACUGGGGUAUCGCCAGGCGAUUAUAAAGAUUUCAAACCGAAUAAUCCCGAUAUCAAAGUUGAAGAUGGUACCCUUAUGAUCAAUAAUAUUCAGAAGAACAAUGAGGGUUAUUACCUUUGCGAGGCUGUUAAUGGAAUUGGCUCUGGUUUGUCUGCUGUGGUGCUCAUUAGUGUUCAAGCACCACCCCAGUUCGAAGUGAAAUUCCGCAACCAAACCUCCAGACGCGGCGACCCGGCUGUAUUGCAAUGCGAAGCUAAGGGUGAAAAACCUAUUGGAAUCUUAUGGAACAUUAACAAUAAACGUUUAGAACCUAAGGGGGAUAACAGAUAUACUAUUAGGGAAGAAAUCCUUCCAAAUGGAGUUCUAUCUGACUUGAGCAUCAAAAGAACUGAAAGAUCUGACUCGGCUAUAUUCACCUGCGUUGCAACUAAUGCCUUUGGAAGUGACGACACCAACAUCAACAUGAUCGUUCAAGAAGUGCCUGAGGUACCAUAUGGAUUGAAAAUCCUUGAUAAAUCUGCCAAAACUGUUCAGCUCUCUUGGGUCGCCCCAUACGACGGUAACUCCCCCAUCAAGAAGUACCUUAUCGAGUAUAAACCAAGCAAAGGCAGCUGGGAAAAGAACUCAGAACGAGUAUUAAUUCCAGGAGAUCAAACUGAAGCAGGAAUCUUCACUCUACGUCCAGCAACCACCUAUCAUAUUAGGAUCGUUGCCGAAAACGAAAUUGGCUCUUCAGAUCCUUCCGAUACCGUUACUAUUAUCACUGCCGAAGAAGUUCCUAGCGGACCCCCAACCGACAUCAGAGUAGAAGCGGAAGACCAACACACCCUCGUGGUAUACUGGAAACCGCCUGCAAGAGACCACUGGAACGGCGACAUCCAAGGCUAUUACGUAGGAUACAAACUGGCCAACACCGACAAACCUUACUUGUUUGAAACUGUCGAGUUCCCAAGGGAAGAAGAAGGAAAAGAGCACCAUCUCAAAAUAACGAACCUUAAGACUUACACGCAAUACUCGGUAGUGGUGCAAGCGUUCAAUAAAGUGGGAGCGGGUCCGACUUCCGAAGAGUACAAAGCGAAUACCGCCGAGGGUGUUCCGGAACAGCCCCCGGACAGACCCACCUGUACCGCCCUCACCGCUCAGACUAUUCGGGUUUCUUGGGUUUCGCCGCCUCUCACUUCCGCUAACGGUGUCAUUAAGGGAUAUAAAAUUAUUUAUGGGCCUUCUGAUACGUGGUUUGAUGAAAAGACUAAGGAUACGAAAAUCACCUCCUCAAGCGAGACAAUCUUACACGGCCUAAAGAAAUAUACAAACUACAGCAUGGAAAUUUUAGCCUACACUUCUGGAGGCGACGGAGUCCGAACUACCCCAAUUGCUUGCCAAACCGAACAAGAUGUUCCAGAAGCUCCUACAGCAGUGAAAGCCUUGGUGAUGUCAGCCGAUUCGAUCUUGGUCAGCUGGAAACCUCCCACCGAGCCUAACGGUAUUAUCGAAUACUAUAUUGUCUACUACAAAGUUGCUGGCGAUGCAGAUGAAAAGCCCAAGUCUCAAAAGAUCGUGCCCAACAUCAGAAACCAGAAUUUGAGUUUUCAGGCUAAAGGUUUGGACAGUAAUUUGAAGUAUGAGUUUUGGGUUACUGCUGCUACUAAUAUCGGUGAGGGACAGCCCUCCAAGAAGGUGAGCGUGUCUCCUAACACUAGCGUUCCUGCGAAAACUGCCAGUUUUGACGACAAUUUCACUACGAUCUACAAAGAAGAUGUCACUUUGCCUUGCUUGGCCGUGGGAAUUCCUCCGCCUCAAAUCACUUGGAGUAUUAAAGGUGUCAAAUUUACCACCAAUUCCAACGAUCGAAUUCGUCAACAACCCGACGGUUCCUUAUUCAUUCGUGACGUAACCAGGGGCGAUGCCGGCGAAUAUUCUUGUAAAGUAGAAAAUGAUUUUGGACAGGACUCCGUUACGCAUCAGUUAAUUGUCAAUGCACCACCGAGAGCACCGCAGGUUACACUUACAUCGACGACGACUAACUCGCUAACGAUCAAAAUCAAACCGCACGAAUCUGAUGGCGAACAAAUCCACGGAUACACCAUCCAUUACAAGCCGGAAUUCGGUGAGUGGGAAAACAUCCAAGUCGGAGCCGCAACCGAUAAAUACACUUUGGAGAAACUGCUUUGUGGUACCCGCUAUCAGUUGUAUGUAACUGCUUAUAACAGUAUCGGAACUGGCGAUCCUUCUGACAAUCUUAACCCGAAGACCCGAGGAGACAAACCGCAGAUCCCUAGCGCUGAUCAGUUCAUCGAAGUGAAGAGUAACAGUAUUACGUUGCAUUUGGGAGUGUGGUCUGAUGGCGGUUGUCCGAUGUUGUACUUCGUCAUCGAACAUAAGAAAAAGACUAGCCUCGAGUGGAUCCAAGUAUCGAACAACGUAAAACCCGGACAAAAUUUCAUUUUACUGGACCUGGACCCGGCAGUUUGGUACCAUUUAAGAGUAACGGCCCACAAUAACGCCGGAUUCACCGUGGCAGAAUACGAGUUCGCCACCCUUACAGUCACUGGCGGUACCAUAGCCCCGGCCAGGGAGAUACCGGGCAUGCGGAUGUUGUUCCCGUGGAUCCCGGAUUGGGUGGAGUGGAAUAUCGCGGUACCGGUGGCCGCUACCGUCGUUGUGGUGGUCGUUGGUAUUGUGGUGGUAUGCGUGGCGUUGUCUAGGAAAGCCCAUGGGCCCUUGCAAACUAGACUACGCAGCGAUUGUAUGUAUGACGUAGUAUACAACCAAUCGUGCAACGCCGCCUCAACGCUGGAUAAACGCCGUCCAGAUCUACGUGAUGAACUUGGCUACAUCGCACCCCCCAACAGGAAACUACCCCCGGUUCCAGGGUCGAACUACAACACCUGCGACCGGAUUAAAAGAGGUACCAUAAGGGCGCAUUAUCGUUCUCAUUCCACUUGGGACCCCCGUCAACGCCAUUUGUACGAAGAAUUGAGAAGUAGGCGUGGAUCAAACGAAACCGUACAUACUCACAGAGGUAUGGACGACGAGAUCUGCCCUUACGCCACCUUCCACCUGCUAGGAUUCCGCGAAGAAAUGGACCCGACCAAGGCGAUGCAGUUCCAGACUUUCCCACAUCCACACGCCGGCACCAUGGGACCAUCUGGAAUCAACACUCCUCACCAGAUUCAUUCCAGAAAUGGAUCGCAAUCCAUGCCCAGGCAAGCCGCCAAUAGGCGAUACGACAGAGUUGGAUCUCAAGGAAACGGCAGCAUUUACUCCGGUCCAGGACCCGAAUACGACGAUCCAGCAAACUGUGCUCCCGAGGAUGAACAAUACGGCUCCCAAUAUGGCGGAUAUGGUGCUCCCUAUGAUCAAUAUGGCAGUCGUGGAUCAAUCGGACGUCGCUCUUUGGGUUCCUUAAGGAUUCCCCCGACCAGCAACUCGCCCGAACCACCACCGCCACCACCACGUAACCACGAUCCCUCCUUCAACGACUCAAAGGACUCCAAUGAAAUCUCCGAAGCGGAAUGCGAUCGCGAUCAACUGAUCAACAGUAGAACGUACGGGGUAAUGAGAGGUAACGCGAAGGAUGGCAUGACCCACGAGGAAAUGAGAAAACUGAUUGAGAGAAACGAAACAGGGCAAACCGCAGCCACAAACGGGGGACUCACAGCCUACGAUACUGUGGCAGUGUAAUCUGUAAGCGACCCACCCGACUUCCGCAUCUGGAGCCGCUUGAUUUUUCAUUUUUCUGGAUAUUUAGCAACCGACUUAUAGUUGCCAUACUAUUAAUAUUUACGACAGUAGGAAAAUCUUCAAAAUCAAAAUAAAAAUUAUUCAUAUAUUAAGUCUCGGUAAACAUUUUUGCUAUUAUUAAUCAAGAAUUGCCAUAUUUAUAUGCAUUGAGUUGCUAAAUGUCAAAGGUUGCAAAAAGUGUUUUUUUCAAGAAGCUGAUUUUCUUCAAGCCCUAUAUACUAGAUAAACACUUUUUACAAUCUAUAUAUUAUUUAGAAUUAUGUUAUCUAAUACCUACACCAAAUAUUAAGAUAUAUUAUGGAAACAGGUGUUCGGAGCCGCUUUUACGAAUACGUACACUUUAUAUUGCCGAGUUGUAGGUAAAAAAAUCUAUAUACACUGAUUGGCUGGCUGAUGGCAUUUUUUUGUGGCGUUUUUUAUCUUCAUCGUAUAUGUUCGAUUUGUAUACAGUGGCUCAAUGUGUCAUGUGAUAUUUUUGUGGUUUGUGGAUGUUUCCGUUUGGUUUUUUUUGGAGGGAAAAUAUACGAGGUUCGAUGUUUGUCAAUGUUUCACCUUUUACAUAUCUGGCAACUGUACUGUUCUAGGUAGUUUUUUGGUCAAGUUAAUUUCAUGAUUCUUCUAGGCAGUUGAGACCGUUUUGUUUUAGAAGCUGCUUUUCACCAAGACACUUCUAUUAAAUUGCUUAGAAGAAGUGCAAUUUGAUUUUUUUCUACAUCUUCGCUCAUCAAUAUUUUCCUUUUAAGUAGUUUAUAUUAUUCGCUCUUUCCAGUUUAAUGAAAGUAUUUUUUUAGUUCUUCCAGGCAAUUGAACCGUUUCUUUUUAUAAGCAUUUUAUGGCUUUUCCUAUUUCAACUGCCUGGACGUUUAACACAUAUUGUUUCCACCUUAAAGAAACCCGUUCUAUUGUUCUUAAACGACUGACUUAAUUUUCAUUAUUUUUGCAGACAAUUGGUGUGUUUUUUCAACAUAUUUCAACUGCCUGGACGAAGCAAGAAAAUCGUCUAUUAUCAUUAAUCACGGUUUUCUUUUGAAGCUGUUAACUUCAUUAUUCGCAUUUGUUUAUUGAAAAUACUGUCAAUAAUUUAUUGAUCAAUUUAGGAUAGACUUCAAAAAACUUUUAAGAACUCAAAAAGGUGAAAUAUUGGUAAAGAUUGAGUCCAUUUAAAAUGUCUACAGGUGGUGCCAAAAAUGUUUUGAUAUUCGCUAAAUAAAACUCAACAAUGUACCAAACAAAAAUAAACUGUAGACUCUUUUAAUUUUGUAUAGGUAGCCUUAUUGUUUAUUUUUAUGCUUUAUUAGGUUGUUUUGUUUUCGACUUUUUCGGUAGUUUUUAGUGAACGGUUGGCGAUAUGUUUUUUUUUUUUUUGGUUAGUUUAAUCGUGCUAUACAAGUUUUCGAAGGUUGUGCGUCGCCAGCUCUAGGUAAUAAAAUACGCUACGAAUAAAACUAAAUUUUCUAUUGUAAUAUAUAUAGUUUCCUUCAUUUUUGCACAUUAUUUUUUGUUGGUCCUGGUUAAUAUAAAGAACUUUUUAAGUCAAAUAACACUUCUUUAAGUUUAUUUAAGAUAAUUGUAAUCUCUUUAAAAUAUAUCAGUGUUUUAAGCAUGCAUAAGAAUAUAUUAAAAAGUAGAGCGUUGAUAUUAAAAUUUAGACACAAAAAUACGAUCAGAUCUAGAUGUCCAAAAAAUUAUCGCAAAUAAUCUUAUUAAUAUUGAGAUAAAACUCUCUGCUUGUCAUUAAAUUCUAUAGAAUUAAGUAGAUCUAAGUAUAUUACAAGAUUUAAUCAUUUUUAACGAUGGCAUUUUAGACUUGUUCCUGCCUUUUAUUAUUUAUAUAAUAAUGUAUAAUAAUGCGUCUUUACCUGAUUAUUAUAUUGUGUCGCAUCCAUUAUAAUUUUCUAGCUUCAAGUUCCUAAAUAGAGUCAACAGAAUUUAUUAAUAUUUUUUUAGAUUCUUAUGACUAGUCCAAAGCGCGAACUUCCAAGUUAAAAAAGCAUUUUAUCGUAUAAAAAUGGUUUGAAAUGCCAUUCAUUAUAUGUAAUGUAAGUGUGCUCUAUAUAUCCUUAUUGUAAGUUAAGAAAACCAAAUAGCUUAGUUGGUUUGAUAAAAACAAAUUGGUGAGCUGUAAUAUUCUCUUUCUCUCUGUAACCGUUUAUCGUAGUGUUUACUAUUAUUGUAUAUUGAUUUUCCGUGGUGUAUUUAACCUUUAUAUACUCUCUUAUACUAAUAAUACUUAUCUAUUUACAAGUUUUGUGUAUAUUAUUAUUUUUUAAGAACGCAUAAUCGUUUUCGACAAGGGACGCGUUGGCUUAUUCGAUUUUAUCAAAUUUUGAAGCUUGUGUACCAAAGUACUUUCGAUUUGGUUAAUAAAUAAUAAUUAUAA